Molecule: messenger RNA, 528 nt
Organism: Centruroides sculpturatus (bark scorpion)
Lineage: Eukaryota; Metazoa; Arthropoda; Arachnida; Scorpiones; Buthidae
Exons: 1
Coding region: 1-528 (175 amino acids)
Source: RefSeq, a predicted model, not a curated record
AUGGGAGUUCCUAUGGGAAGCCCAAUUUCGGGGCUCCUAUGUGAAAUGGUAAUUAGAAAAGUUGAAGAAAAAGUUGCACAUAGCUUCAGGAGUAAUAUUGUUUACUACAUGAGAUAUGUUGAUGACAUUUUUAUAAUAUGGAAAAACAAUAGAGGAAUUAGUAACUUUAUAGAAAGUAUCAACAACAACGAAGAUGGCCUAAAUCUGAAGCUAGAACAAAAAAGUUCCAUAGUUAUACAUUUCUUAGACAUCAAUAUCGUCUUUAAGAAUAGGCAUAUAUCCACCAAUGUGUAUACCAAACCUACACAUAGCCCACUCGAUAUCCCCGCACAUUCUAAUGAUCCAUUUUGUUAUAAAUUGGCUGCAUUUCGUGCCUUAGUUAUAAGGGCCUUUUUAUAUUGCGGCAAUAUUAUGGACAGAGACAAAGAAAUCGACAGGAUUAAACGGAUGGCAGAAUCCUUAGGCUACAGGAAAAACAUAAUUGCCGGCAUUGUUAAAAACUUUGAGAUAAAAGAUACAAAGACCUAG